AUGACUCAAGGUCGCAAUCUAUCAGUGCCACGUUUAACUUUCAUUAUAACGGUAUUUGUCAAUACAUUUGCACACACAUGUCUCUAUUGCGCUGCAGGCGAAAUCCUGGUCACACAAUGCGAAGGAGUUUAUGAAGCUGUGUGCAAGUAUAAGUGGUACAACUUGGAGCCAAAGAUAGCAAAAAAUUUAAUGAUGAUAAUGAUUCGAGCCAACAAAUCAUUGUACCUUACCGCUGGAAAACUGUUCCCUAUGACGAUGUCUACUUUUUGUAACUUGUUAAAAACAUCGGGCGGUUACAUAUCGGUUUUGCUGGCACAUCGAUAAUAAAAAUAAAAAUCUGCAAACAUUGGAUAAAAAUCUGUUCUUGAGACUCAUAUUAGAAUAUAACAAUUAAUAUAUAUUUGUAGUCAUAACUUGAAUCUAAAUAUGAUAAACUUUGUUUAUAAAAUAGAUAUCUUAUUCACUUAUCAAAUACAUGUAUU
Messenger RNA from Wasmannia auropunctata (little fire ant), 482 nucleotides. RefSeq names its product odorant receptor 59b-like. Gene Ontology annotation, cellular component: plasma membrane. The record is from RefSeq and is a predicted model, not a curated record. Bases 1 to 324 code for a protein of 107 amino acids. Gene Ontology annotation, biological process: sensory perception of smell; detection of chemical stimulus involved in sensory perception of smell. Gene Ontology annotation, molecular function: olfactory receptor activity; odorant binding. The transcript is spliced from 3 exons. NCBI's taxonomy places the organism in Eukaryota, Metazoa, Arthropoda, Insecta, Hymenoptera, Formicidae.